Candidula unifasciata is the source of this 590-nucleotide messenger RNA. NCBI's taxonomy places the organism in Eukaryota, Metazoa, Mollusca, Gastropoda, Stylommatophora, Geomitridae. The record is from the annotation of a GenBank genome assembly.
AUGUGGCAUCUAAUAGACGGUUCGUUUUGGUGUGUGCUGUUUAUUAGUGCCCUUUGUAGCGGUCAGGAUCUGCUGACGAAUCCCAGCUUUGAGAAUGGCGUGACGGGAUGGAAAGGUGAAGGCUUCACUUUACAGACGGACACCAGCAUUGCCCAUGAAGGAGCAGCUUCCGCUUUGUCCACAGACAGAACCCAGAACUGGCAAGGCCCAACACAAGAUAUCGUUCUCACUGGUGGGAGCAGAUAUGAAUUUAGCGCAUACAUCCAGCUCGUCGAUGAUUCUCCGGAAAGACCAGAUCAGCCCGUCUAUGUGAGGAUCACGUCCAGUUUCUCCAAUGGAACAACUAGCGUUUUGGAGCUGGCCACGCGUAUACGGGUGAGUCCACGUGAUGGAUGGGUGCACCUUGGCGGAACUUUCUUGUACCCAAACAAUCGAUACGUAAGCGCUACCCUGAGUGUGGAAGGUCCGGCUGCUGGCGUUUCCUACUACUUUGAUGACGCAUAUCUUGUGGAAAUACCCGAAUACACAACAUGGGAAGCUGACGCUAAUGCGCGCAUUGAGGCUCACAGAAAAAACAAUAUUCGCUUCAC